UCGCCUGUGAUUCUGAGAGGAGAAUGAAUGGUCAUGUAAAGAGCAUGCGUUUUCAAAAGUUUAUGGAACCAGCUACAACUUUACUCUCUUUCCUGCUGGUUAUGGCGGUUCAUUCAACAAGAACUGUGGAAGCAAGCAGAAACCAGCGUGGUGGGGAUUCACUGCAGCAGGCUUUGGCGCUAUCCAGACUCGUACAGAAGGACUCUGCCGACCUAAUCAAAACAUAUAAAGCCUCUCAAGGAGAACUACCAGACUUCUUCUGCAAGGGGCCAGUUAAUGAUGUCCCCGACCCCAACAUCUCCGGCCUGGAGCCCUCAGAGAAGCUACUGAGCGUCUACACACAUCUCCAAGACUUCUUCCCGCAUUUAAAACGGGUGUACGAGCAGCAGACGGACUUACAGUCACCCGAUAGCCCACUGCUGAUAGUCUUCCCCCGUUUGAGGGCUAACAGCAGGAACCUCGCAACUCUCAUAAACAAUUCCUAUCAGAGCCUCUUCCCAAACCUGCCAGUACCAGAGCCAGCAGGAGGGCCGACAACACUACCUCCACCUCAGAACGUAUUCCAGCAGAAGAUCUACGGCUGUGUGGUCCUGAAGACCUACAAGCAGUUGCUGUCGAAUGUUUCUCGAGAGCUGAGGACUCUGAAGAACAAAUUUUGAAGGAGGAGGAUACAAAUAUACACACUCCUCUGAAGAUGACCUAAGGCUGGCCUUAGACAGUCAGAAUUAAAGACUUUAAAAGAUAAGUGAGUAUGAAGGUGGCUGGUACAUCAGUGUAAUGAAGCCUAUUUAUGGUAUUUAAUAAUUAUAAUUUUAUAAUUUAACAAUAAUAUUUAUUUUCUUGUUUCCAAUAAGAGGAAUGCUGUUAAAGAUCAAGAGUGUGAAAGUAUCUCUAUGCAGGUUAUGUAUAUUUAAGUUGUCUUAUAUGUUAUGUAAGGUUCUACUUCACUGAUGUAUUAUUAUGAUCAUU
Messenger RNA from Anoplopoma fimbria (sablefish), 969 nucleotides. It is a transcript of the gene m17, whose product is annotated as IL-6 subfamily cytokine M17. The record is from RefSeq and is a predicted model, not a curated record. NCBI's taxonomy places the organism in Eukaryota, Metazoa, Chordata, Actinopteri, Perciformes, Anoplopomatidae. The transcript has 3 exons. Gene Ontology annotation, biological process: immune response; negative regulation of neuron apoptotic process; ciliary neurotrophic factor-mediated signaling pathway. Bases 24 to 659 code for a protein of 211 amino acids. Gene Ontology annotation, molecular function: cytokine activity; ciliary neurotrophic factor receptor binding. Gene Ontology annotation, cellular component: extracellular region.